Molecule: messenger RNA, 1356 nt
Organism: Chlorella variabilis
Lineage: Eukaryota; Viridiplantae; Chlorophyta; Trebouxiophyceae; Chlorellales; Chlorellaceae
Exons: 10
Coding region: 1-1356 (451 amino acids)
Source: RefSeq, a predicted model, not a curated record
AUGAAGUUCCUUUUGCUGAGCAUCGAGUUCAACGCCGGCACUUUCUCCGGCAAUGGCGUCUACGCCUGCAGCCAGGCGAGAGCCCUGUCCCAGCUGGGUCAUGAGGUGCUGGUCAUCGCGGGCGCGCCGCCUGGCCACAGCAGCGCCGCGGCCGCUCCCGAGGACGGCGGCAAUGGCGGCGCCGGCAUGCAGCGCGUGGUGCACUUUGAGCUGCCGGUGUGGGGGCGCCUCGACGCGGGCUGCGGCUGGCGCGAGUACGCGGCGUGCGCCGGCGUCCCGACCGUGGCGGCCCAGGUGGCCGCCUUUGGCGCGGCCGCAGCGCUGGGCGUGGACUGGCACAGCGUGGGCGCGUAUGACGCGCUGGCGGCGGCGCUGCCGGCGGCCGCGCUGCCGCCCUUUGUUUACCUAAACUACAGGGUGUACCACCGCACCGCCAGCGCCGAGGAGCUGGCUGUGAUAGAGGGGCGGGAGCAGCGCGCGCUGCGCCUCUCCCGCUGCUCCAUGGUGCUCAGCCGCAGCGAUGCCGACUACCUGCGCCGCCACUUCCCCGCCGCCACCGCCGCCGCCGCGCCGCUGCACGUGCUGCUGCCCGCGCUGCGGUCCGACAUGGAGCGCCUGCCUGCGCCAGGGCUUGGGGCUGAAUCCGAGGAGGCGGGCGGCGGCGGCGGGCUGGCCUGGGCGACGGGGCGCCGCCACCUGGCCUGCUGCGUGCGGCUGUCGCCCGAGAAGGAGCCCCACCGCUUUGUGGAGGUGGUGGAGGUGAUGGCGGCGCGGGGCAGCCUGGAGCGGCUGGGCGUGGUGCCCGCCAUGUGCGGCGCGGGCUGGAACUCGCCCUAUGGUGCAGACCUGCGCCGCCGCCUGCAGCAGAACGUGCCCCAGUGCGUGGUGCACGACUCCUUCAUGGGGCCAGGCGAUCUGGCGCAGCUGUAUGCCGCCACCCUGCUCAACCUGCACCCGCCCACGUACGAUGCCUAUGGUGAGUCAGCAUCCUUCCCCUUGCUGUGUAUGACGAUAGUGGAGGCAGCCUCCCAGGGCGCACCCAGCCUGGUGCAGGAGGGCGGGCAUGUGGGGGCCACCGACCUGCUCAGCAGCCAGGCGGGGGAGGUGUUCCUGUGCGACAUGGAGCAGCCUGUGGGCCAGCUGGCGGAUCUUGUGGAGGCGCUGCUGGCAGACCGGGCGCGGCUGGCGGCGGCGGGCCGCCUGGCGCAGGCCAAGGCGCGCAGCUGGACGGAGCACGACAACGCCCAGGCCUUGGUGCAGCACGUGCAGGAGGCGCUGGCCGGCGGCGAGGCGGCGCCGGCGCCGGCAGCGGAAGCGGCUGGCGGGGAGCAGGCGGCGGUCGAGGUGGCAGCCUGA